Syngnathus typhle (broad-nosed pipefish) is the source of this 3113-nucleotide messenger RNA. It is a transcript of the gene rhpn2, whose product is annotated as rhophilin, Rho GTPase binding protein 2. Gene Ontology annotation, biological process: signal transduction; negative regulation of stress fiber assembly. The transcript has 14 exons. Gene Ontology annotation, molecular function: protein binding. The record is from RefSeq and is a predicted model, not a curated record. Bases 134 to 2173 code for a protein of 679 amino acids. Lineage: Eukaryota; Metazoa; Chordata; Actinopteri; Syngnathiformes; Syngnathidae.
AAGCAAAAGACUGCGUGUAUUUUUGAGAGGAGAGUUUCUCACAGCACUUGUUUGGAGGUGAGCGGAGACUCACCUGUCGACAAAGCUUGCUCUUAAUUCACAUUUACACCAAAUCGAUUGGCCUUUUCCCAACAUGACGGACGCGCUUUUACCCAACGGCCUCAAGGAAAAUCGAGGAGACGGCAAGUACUUCAGAAAGGGUUGCAACCCGUUUGCCCAGACCGGACGAAGCAAGCUGCAGAACAAGCGAGCCAGUCUCAACCAGCAGAUCAUCAAGGAGAUGAGGAUGAGAGCAGGAGCCGAGAACCUUCUCAAGGCGACGUCCAACAACAAGGUGAAGGAGAUGGUCUUGCUGGAGCUGAGCUACGUCAACUCCAACCUGCAGCUCCUCAUGGGCCAGCUGGAAGGACUCAACAGCUCCGUGGAGGUCUACCAGAGCAGCCAGGAAACUGCCAACAUCCCGCUCAUUGCAUUGGGUCUCAAGGAAACGAAAGAAGUUGACUUCACACCCUUUAAGGGCUACAUUGCUUCGCAUUACAAUGAAGAUGGAGCAGAUUACGAAGACGAACUCGCCGACCUGAUGGACCUGCGGCAGUCGUGCAGGACACCAAGUCGGAGCGAGGCUGGCGUGGAGCUGCUGGCAAAGUACUUCAACCAUCUUCCGCUGGUGGAAAGUCGAUUCUUCUCACCUACGCAUCACAGUAGCAUAUUCUUCACUUGGUACGACUCCUUCACGGGCGUCCCGGUGUGCCAGCAGAACUUGUCGCUGGAGAAGGCCAGCAUCCUUUUCAACAUGGCUGCCCUCUACUCCCAGAUUGGCACUCGCGGCGACCGGCAGACAUCGGCCGGUCUGAGGGAGGCCAUUUCGGCCUUCCAGAAAGCAGCAGGCGUCCUAAACCACCUUAAGGAGACGUUCACACACACACCUAGCUACGACAUGAGUCCCGCCAUGCUAGCCAUGCUCAUCCGCAUGAUGCUAGCACAGGCGCACGAGUGUCUCUUCGAGCAACUCGCCCUGCCGGGCAUCCGCAACGAGGUUCCGACCCUGCUUAGGAUGGCGCAGGAGGCGGCCAAAGUGUCGGAAGUCUACGACCAAGUCCACCAGUCCAUGAUCCAGACACCGGUGAAAGACAACGUGCCCUUUUUCUGGUCCACUAUGUCUCAAGUGAAGACGAACCACUACCGCUCCAUGGCGCACUACUUUGUGGCCUCUGCCCUGCUGGACCAUCACAUGGGUCCGAGUGACGAUGAAGACCAGCAAGAAAAGAACUUGUCCCAAGUGUAUGAUCACCUUCCAGACGGUUGUUCUCCUCUGGACAUUCUGAAGAAGACAACUGAGCGUGAGCGAGUUGGAAGAGCGCACAUCCGUCGUGCCAUCGCGGGCCAUGAAGAGGCACUCCGGAUCUACUGCUUGUGUCAUCACCUCAACAAGCUGGAGGUGCUGCAGGACAUCUUGAAGGCCAGCCACCAGCGCUCGCUGCACAAAGCCAGUGACAACAAGACAGACGAGGAGUUCGCAGACUACCUGCAAGCGCCCGAUAUUAUCUCAAAAUCUGAGCAACACGCAGAAAUGGAGGUUCCCUCCGCCUUAAAGGUGAAAGUCAGCGACUUUUUCCAGAGGCUGGGUCCUCUGUCGGUGUUCUCUGCCAAGCAGCGUUGGACGGCACCGCGGAAGGUGCGCCUGCGCACAGAGGACAAAGAUCUAGGCUUCACCCUUAAGGGGGACGCACCCGUUCAAGUUGUCUCGCUAGACCCCCUUUGCCCUGCUGCUGCCGAGGGGCUGAAAGAGGGCGACUACAUCGUGGCCGUGGGCGAGGCGGAAUGCAAGUGGAUGGGUGUGGGUGAAGUGAUGAGGCUGCUGAAAGACGUGGACGAAACGGGCGUGGACGUCACAGUGGUCAGCGUGUUGGACGGCAACCCUAGUAUGCCGGCAAAGAGCGCCACCUUCUGCGGCAAUCUGCCCAAAACGUACUCCAUGAUCUGUCUGGCCUACGACGGCGACGACAAGAACGGCAAGUCGCGCAAGAUCAGCAAGAAGUCGUCUUUCCUCAGCUGGGGCCUGAAGAACAAACUGAAGAGCACCAGUACCCUCAGCUUGCCGACCGCCGAACAGUCGUGGAACAAACCCUGCCCGGCCUUCCCCAGCUCCUACAAGGAUGCCGCCUUCAACUGAGUACACAGGCAAUCGAUAUUUAUAGUGUACACACACUCAAGUUAAGACCGACCAUUGAAGAAAUUGUCAUAUAAAAUGAAAUGUUUUAAGCUGCUAUAACCCGUUGUUUAUUUUUAUUUUUAUGUGAUACAGCCUUUAAAGGGAUCUUGAAUUAAGUGCCUGAACCAGCCAGUCAGUUAAGGUGAGCGUCAGAAGAUAAACAAGUAGUCCUGUUGUGUUUGGGAAAUAUCUCAGACAUCAAAAAUCUUGCUUUCCAUCAAAAAAAAUCCCAAAAUAUUCCAGACGAUCGCAAUAACCUUUCUUUUCGUCGUCAGUCAAUAACAAACGACCGAGACACAUUUAAAAAAAUAUUUCAAGUAUUUAAGUUGUAUUCAUUUGAGUAAUCAGAGAAAUGCUUGACCACAUAAAUAAUACAACAUCAUGUAAUGUGAAUGAACGUAAGAGCAGACUGACCACAUCACCUUUAAUCGAACAUUCCACAGAAAGACUGCGGCCAUUUUUGCUGACACUUUUGCAGUGUUGGACUGAUCGCUUUUGUCUACAAAGUAGAUUGUUAUACAUGUUUGAUAAUCAAAUUUAUUAUUUAUAUAAAAAUUUCUUUGCGUUGGGUUCUAUGUCAUUUGUGAAUGGAAGACAUUUUUACACGUUGAAGGAAUGUAUUUUAGUGCCUUUUCUUGUGUGUAUGCUUGUACAUUGUCACAAACAAAAACACAUCCUUAGUGCCAUGUAUUUGUACUCAUCAUGAUGAUUAAGUGUAUUAUCCUGAUGUUUUUGCAUAUACUAUACACCCAAACUAAAAAAGCAUUGCGUUUCUAAAUGAUUUAAUUCAGGGGCUCUUAUGAAUUAUUACCUUCUCCUGUGGUGUAUGUAAAUGCUUCGCUGGAAAUUCUUUGUGUCAUGUGUUGAAUCUUAUCUUAAUAAAACAAAGGGUACAAAAUCA